AUGAUUUGCAGAACGUGCAUGCGCCGCGGCGCCUCGGCCCUACCCCGUCUCCAGGCCCCUCGCGCCUCGUCCCUCCUCAUCAGACCCUUCUCCCUCUCCGCGCCCUCAAGAAACGCAGUAGAAGCGCCUGCUGCAGGAGCUGCUGCUCCUGCUACUCCUGCCGCCACCAACGCCAAGGACGCACCCCCGAAGCUCUCCUCGUCCACCGCCGACAUCCCCGAGGCCGCGGCGCCCAUCUCUUCCUGCCCGCCCGGUACCGUCCUCAACGGCCUCAACUACUUCAAGAACAAGACGGACCCCGUCGCUCUCCCCGAUGAGGCGUACCCCGACUGGCUGUGGACGGUCCUCGAGUCCAAGAGCGAGGCUGUAGAGUCUACGGAUGACCUCGCCGCCGAGAUGUUUUCCAAGUCCAAGAAGCAGCGCAAGGCCGCCGCCAAGAAGCAAAAGGCUCUCGAGGCCAAGGUUCUUGCCUCAGGCGACCUCGAGGCCCUCGCACCAAAGGUCCCGCUGCCCCAACAGUCCAUCAACUUGCCAGGAGAGAAGGGUGGCGACGUCGAGCACAACCUCGAGGCGGCGACCAAGAGAGACGAGCUGCGCAAGGCGAUGCGCAAGGACCGCAAGGCCAAGAUCAAGGAGUCCAACUACCUCAAGUCCAUGUAA
Messenger RNA from Colletotrichum paranaense, 660 nucleotides. RefSeq lists its product as uncharacterized. Gene Ontology annotation, cellular component: mitochondrial large ribosomal subunit. Gene Ontology annotation, molecular function: structural constituent of ribosome. The coding region runs from base 1 to 660 and encodes 219 amino acids. The record is from RefSeq and is a predicted model, not a curated record. The transcript is spliced from 2 exons. NCBI's taxonomy places the organism in Eukaryota, Fungi, Ascomycota, Sordariomycetes, Glomerellales, Glomerellaceae.